AUGAUCACCACACCAUUAUUGACGCUGUUCCUGAUCCUCCCUUCCCUCGCUUUGGGUGGCCACAAUGAUCGAAUGGAUGUACGACAUAUCAGGCAACGUAAUCAUGCUCGUGCUGCCGCCGUCCAAGAAUCUGAAUCCCACAUGCUUAGAAGGGAGUUCAAUGAAGCUGUGGAACACAAGAUGGCAAGGAAGUUAUCCAAUGCCGAAUUCGCUAAGAGAAAGGUAGAUGGAGGCCAAUGUAGACCUAGAAACGCAACUUCUCCAACGACUUUGACUAGAAGUAUCUCAGCUUCAGCUACUGCUUCUUCAAGCGUUACCUCGACUGUGAUUUCUUCUGCUUCUAUCACUGUCACUUCAGAUGCGGCAAGCUCGACCUCGACCCAAGAUCAAGUCACUACUGAAAGCUCGACCUCAACCUCAACUUCAACCCAAGACCAAGCAACUUCAACUUCUUCAGCCGAAUCUACAGCUGCAACUGGUCAGACUUUGUACUCCUCAGGCGGAUCUUCCGGUCACACACCUAACGGAAACAAAGCAGGUGUCAGCGCAGGCGAUUCUUUGGCCUGGUUGAGUGGUAAAUUAGGUUGGUGGUAUGAUUGGUCCGCUACACCUUCUGGAAGUUGUGGAAACGCUGUUGCGGUACCUAUGAUCUGGGGUGGUGGUACUGCCGACGGGGAUGAUGCAGCUCGUCUCGCUGCAUUCAAAGCUUUGAGCUAUGCUCCUGAGUAUAUCAUCGGUUUUGAAGAACCUGACUGUGCGGCUGGUUCAGGUAGUGCAGGAUUGGAUGUAAACACAGCGAUUUCCAUCUGGAACGAAUACGUCGUGCCUAAAGGAGAAGCUGGAUCGAUUCUCGUCGGACCUUCUAUGUGUAAACAAGCUGCCGAAAGUGGAUGGUUGGGUCCUUUCAUGGCUGGUGUUACCAGAAAGCCGGAUAUCAUGAAUAUCCACGUCAACAAGAACUCGGCUGCUGGUAUUAACGCCGAUAUCGAUCACUAUUAUAACACUUACGGAUUACCAAUCUGGGUGACUGAAUUCGCUUGUGUUGACGAUUCAACAGGUUUCGUACCAUGUACAGACCAAUCUGAGAUUGAUUCGUUCAUCCACACAGCGGUCGACAUCUUUGAAUCUGAUUCUAGAAUUGCCGGUUAUGCUUAUUCAAACGGUUAUGGUUUGGGUGAUGUUUGGCCUAUGGUGUCCAACGGUCAACUGACUGCUUCUGGUCAAACCUAUCUAUCGGCUUUGAGCAAAUACCAUUAA
Kwoniella shivajii is the source of this 1257-nucleotide messenger RNA. RefSeq lists its product as uncharacterized. Gene Ontology annotation, cellular component: fungal-type cell wall. The record is from RefSeq and is a predicted model, not a curated record. Lineage: Eukaryota; Fungi; Basidiomycota; Tremellomycetes; Tremellales; Cryptococcaceae. Gene Ontology annotation, biological process: fungal-type cell wall polysaccharide metabolic process. The coding region runs from base 1 to 1257 and encodes 418 amino acids. The transcript is spliced from 5 exons.